AUGUACACAACAGAGGUAAGGGAGCUGGCAACAGAGGUAAGGGAGCUGGCAACAGAGGUAAGGGACCUGGCAACAGAGGUAAAGGAGCUGGCAACAGAGGUAAGGGAGCUGGCAACAGAGGUAAGGGAGCUGGCAACAGAGGUAAGGGAGCUGGUAACAGAGGUAAGGGAGCUGGCAACAGAGGUAAAGGAGCUGGCAACAGAGGUAAGGGAGCUGGCAACAGAGGUAAGGGAGCUGGCAACAGAGGUAAAGGAGCUGGCAACAGAGGUAAGGGAGCUGGCAACAGAGGUAAGGGAGCUGGCAACAGAGGUAAAGGAGCUGGCAACAGAGGUAAGGGAGCUGGCAACAGAGGUAAGGGAGCUGGCAACAGAGGUAAGGGAGCUGGCAACAGAGGUAAGGGAGCUGGCAACAGAGGUAAGGGAGCUGGCAACAGAGGUAAGGGAGCUGGCAACAGAGGUAAGGGACCUGGCAACAGAGGUAAGGGACCUGGCAACAGAGGUAAGGGACCUGGCAACAGAGGUAAGGGACCUGGCAACAGAGGUAAGGGACCUGGCAACAGAGGUAAGGGACCUGGCAACAGAGGUAAGGGAGCUGGCAACAGAGGUAAGGGACCUGGCAACAGAGGUAAGGGACCUGGCAACAGAGGUAAGGGACCUGGCAACAGAGGUAAGGGACCUGGCAACAGAGGUAAGGGACCCGGCAAUACAGUCAUGCGGUCACUUGAAUACCAAAGUUACACGAAAAGGGUCAAAGGUUGAUGAAUACCAUCGAGGCACCGGAACGAGCCGAGGUGAGUAA
Messenger RNA from Procambarus clarkii (red swamp crayfish), 798 nucleotides. RefSeq lists its product as uncharacterized. Gene Ontology annotation, cellular component: nucleus; membrane; Smc5-Smc6 complex. Gene Ontology annotation, biological process: double-strand break repair via homologous recombination; signal transduction. Gene Ontology annotation, molecular function: ATP hydrolysis activity; ATP binding; single-stranded DNA binding. The record is from RefSeq and is a predicted model, not a curated record. Lineage: Eukaryota; Metazoa; Arthropoda; Malacostraca; Decapoda; Cambaridae.